GCUUUUUGAGAAAGUCAAUACUAACACCUCAAUACACGUUCUGGUGGGAAAACGCUGUACACGUCUUUGUUUUAUCAAUGCUCAAUUAUCGAUUCGCAAAACCGUGACUAAUGCAACCCCCAUUCGAAAUGGGGCAGAUUUUCAUGGCGUAUUCAUGUCUUCAGCAAUGUAACCCGAAGACUUUCUCCAAGAAAGAAAUUGACCACCUGAGCGAUCGCAUGAAGAACGUUUUGGAAAGUGCAGAAGCUCGAAAUAUUUUCAACAAGUACCUACAUGAAGUGCGAAGGGGGGAUUUGCUGAAGGUGCUGGUGCUUUGGUGCAAAGCUGACUUGCAUCUGAGGGAAUCACAGGUGAUGAGUGACAGUUUUGAGGAUCUCAUCGACGAAAUUGACGACUUCAAUACAAUGCCGUUCCUAAGUAUUAACGAAAAUAACUUUAAAUUGUUGUAUGUAAAGCAGGAGUGCUGUAGAAUACUUUCAAAAAUUUUAAACAAUUUUGUUAAGUAUUUAGAAAAGUAUCACAUGCAUUGAUUACAUAUUUCUCAAAUAAAAUUUGUUAGUUUUUUAA
Messenger RNA from Photinus pyralis (common eastern firefly), 567 nucleotides. RefSeq lists its product as uncharacterized. The coding region runs from base 111 to 530 and encodes 139 amino acids. Lineage: Eukaryota; Metazoa; Arthropoda; Insecta; Coleoptera; Lampyridae. The transcript is spliced from 2 exons. The record is from RefSeq and is a predicted model, not a curated record.